AGUUUUCAUUAAGUUGUAAAAUAUGUUUUAAAACUACAGGAAGCUGUUAUAUUGUAUUAUUUUGAAAGAGCCGGGUUGUUGUGGGUAGGAGCGCAUUGUUUUAUGUGUGUGUUGUAUUUCUGAAGCGGCGUGGCUGUGCCAGCGCUUUUGUUAUUCACAGAUUGAAUAAAAACAAACAGAUUGGCGGUUUUCCAGACCAAGCUAACUCGUUAUGAAAACAUCUCAUUUGGAGUGGCUGCUAACGGCUCUCACCUGAAGAGAAAGGACACCUUCACUGAGGAGACGGUCAUAGCGAGUGACUAGCGCACUAGAGCCGUGCUGCACAUCCCACUGACAAGACCUGAAGACUGCCUUAUCUUGGUGAAAGCCAAUGAACAAAGAUGGAGUCUGUUUACAUUAAACAGGAGGAGGUUCAGGAAUUGGUACCUGUCUGCAUUAAACAGGAGAUGCCUGAACUGGAUCCUGUCCACAUUAAAGAAGAGGAAACUGAACUGGAGCCUGUCCACGUUAAAGAGGAGGAGACUGAACUGGAGCCUGUCCACAUUAAAGGAGAGACUGAACUGGAGCCUGUUCACAUUAAAGAAGAGAUUGAACUGGAGCAUGUCAACAUUAAAGAGGAGGAGACUGAACUGGAGCCUGUCCACAUUGAAGAGGAAUCUGUUGACUUUUUGUUUAAGGAUACAGAAAACAUAUCCCGGCCAAAGUUAUCACAUCAAUGUAAUGAAUGUGGAAAGAGCUUCAGUCGGCCAGGAAGCCUAAAAACACACCAGCGAAUUCACACUAGGGAGAAGCUGUAUCAGUGUACUGAAUGUGGAAAGAGCUUCUGUGAGUUAGGAGUCCUAAAAAAACACCAGCGAAUUCACACUGGAGAGAAGCCGUAUCAGUGUACUCAAUGUGGGGAGAGUUUUAGUCAGUCAGGAAACCUAAAAACACACCAACGAAUUCACACUGGAGAGAAGCCGUAUCACUGUACUGAAUGUGGGAAGAGUUUUAGUCAGUCAGGAAGCCUAAAAACACACCAGCGACUUCACACUGGAGAGAAGCCGUAUCACUGUUUUGAAUGUAGGAAAAGCUUCACUGACAAAGGAAAACUAAAAAAACACCAACGAAUUCACACUGGAGAGAAGCCGCACCACUGUACUGAAUGUGGAAAGAGCUUCCUUAAGUUAGGAGUCCUAAAAAAUCACCAGCUAAUUCACACUGGAGAGAAGCUGUAUCACUGUACUGAAUGUGGAAAGAGCUUCCUCAAGUUAGGAAGCCUAAAAAGACACCAGCGAAUUCACACUGGAGAAAAGCCAUAUCAAUGUACUGAAUGUGGGGAGAGCUUCAGUGAGUCAGGAAACCUAAAAAGACACCAGCGAAUUCACACUGGAGAGAAGCCGUAUCACUGUACUGAAUGUGGGAGCAGUUUUGGUCAGUUAAAACAGCUAAAGAAACACCAGCGAAUUCACACUGGAGCCAGCCUCCCUCCCUCCCAGUCCAUCACCUCUCCGCCCUGCUUGUUUGAGCUAUCUGAUUCCUUGUGUCUCUCUCACCCUGCAGUAAAUGAAGGGGGUCCCCAGGAUUGAGAGCCAGCCUGAAUCCAGAGACACUGAGAAGGGGAGUGUGUCAAACUGAAGGAGACAGACCCAUUCUUUCAGAAUGAACUGGAGAGCCCUGGGAUUCAGCUUCACUCCUGCCCCUGAAUUGGAAAUUAAUCUCACUCAUCAUGCUGUGAGGAUUUAGGACAAAGUUACAGGGUCAUUCUACUGAGAAGGGACACAUUUUUUUUUUUUAAUUCUUUGUUUUAUUUGAAGUGGUGCAAACCUUGCACUGGAGCAAAUGCUGUUUUGGUUUUGAAUUGAUUUGAAUGAAUGAGGAGGCUGUGGUCCAGUAAGAGGCUCUUUUGUUGAGGCUCUUCUGUUGGCUGGCACUUCUUGCUGGCGCUAAAAUAAGCUGCUUGAAUAAAUGUUGUUACACCUGCUUGGCAAAAGAACCAACUAAACUGUGUGGAAACCAAUCGAAUAGCAAAAUCAACUGCUAAUCAAUUUAGCCACUCACCUGGUACUAAUCACACACAAACUCAGCCAAUUCAAACACCACCUUACAAUGUCACCAAAUGUAGUAGUUACAAUUACAAAAAGCAGGAACUUAUCUAUCUGCCUCUCUCCCUGGUUACCGGUAGACUGUAAUAGAAAAUAAAUAUUUCUAUAAUUGCUAAUACUUUAAUAUGUGAAAUUUGAAAAUUAUACGAAUGUAACAAGUGUUUCAAAGUAAAAUUAUAGCUUGUAAUAUAGUUGUACUUUGAAAAAGGGGGGUUGUAGAGAAAAUUUGUGGUUAAAUUAAUUUAAAUAUAAGCAUUUCUAAAAAUAUUUAGCUCAGUGUGACAUGCUAUAUUUAUUGGGUUUUCUACCCCCAAUUCCAGAACAUCCUUAACUAGAUCUACUUCAAAAGUUAUUGAUUAGAUAAAGGGACAGGACAAGAGUGUCUGUCCCUUUGAAGUUGUCACUUUCCAAAAUGCUAAUCUGAUUGUCUGGUAUUCUGUGAGGGUCGUAAACUGAUUUAAGUGACAUACAUUUGUACUAUUGUUUUCAUUAGAGGUUAGUUAAAAUGGUUUAAUAAGCAUUUUCAAUUCCAUAACUUGCAGAUGCAAGUUUAAUAGUUACUUCAAUUAAGUUUUCCAAUAAACCCGUAGUGUUUAUUGUUUUUUUAAAUGAAUAUUUUAAUCUAAUAACUAUUUUAAACAUUUUCCUUUAAUUGUGUUAUAAUGUGUUUUAUAUGCUUGUAACCAUAAUUUUGUAUAGAGAAUGAAACUGAAACUCAUAUGCUUCUCUGAUAAAUGUAACUAAAGUUAUACUAAAUAGUAGAUUUAAAUGUUAAAAGGUAAUUCCUUGAUAUGAGAAGGUGUGGCACAUUCCUUACCUAUAACACCUUUUUCUGUGAUAAGCAACUGUCUAUCAAAUGCUGUAAACCAAUGGAAGGGCUGACAAGGACUUGUUUACAGUAUAAGGAAACGCCUUCGCAUCAUGUUAUUUAAACUGAGAACAAGGAUUUUCACACUCUCUAAAGGCUCUCUAAAGUCUCUCUCAAGACGCUCUCAAGGCUCUAGCUCAAGAAUCUCUAAACUCUCCAAGAACCACUUUUCUUCAUCUUCGUCAAUGAGGGCUUGACGAAGACAGGACGGUGUAAUCUUCAAAAGCUGUCGUGGAGAAAAUGGGCUCUCUCCGGAACAACAAAAGCUUCUGCCCAAACAACACACUUCACAACUAACUUCCACAGAGAGGACGCCCAUGUUCAGAAGACUGUUUUUAAACAUGGCAUGAACAGAAUAAGUAUCAAACUUAUAUUGUGUGUAAACAAAUAACUGAAGAUAUCAGAAAUACUUAAACAUUGAUUCAGUCUAUUUACUAGUUUGAAAUAACUUAAGUAGAUUAAAGCUUAAAUACAAUGCUGUGCAUAGACUUUCUCAAAUAUGAAGCCAUGCUAUUGGUAGCGUCACAUUACGCAAUGUACGUCUAUUCAACUUGAAGCUGGAACUUUACACAUGCGUACUUAGCCACAUGGAAGUUGGAGUGAGUGUACGUAAUGGGUGACUGAAUGUAACCAUGCUUGAUGAACUACUAAAGACUGCUUCACUAAUGCAGAACCCUGUGGUCAGAGAAUCAAGGAUUCAACUAUGAACAUUUAACAAUUCAUUACUUUUCCUUGAAUGUUUUAUUUUGUUGUUUUUUUUCUAUACACAUAUGUUAAUAACUAUGAAGCCUAACCUUUAUUAUUCUUCCUUUGUGAAUCUAAAUAAAUGUGAUAAUCAUUUUGAUUAAGUUUCUUUUUGUCUUAUAACAAAUUAUUAUUAUUAUUGUUAUUAUUAUUUAUUUCUUAGCAGAUACCCAAGGUGACUUAGUCAUAAACAAAAAAUACAUUUCGAGAAUCACAGUAGAAGUAUUAAUACAAUUAAGGGCAAGCUAAAAUACAAUGACAUCAUUUCUAAUGAGUACAAGUAUCUUACAAAAUAAAAAUCAAUAUCAGUUAUGGUUGAUUUGAAAUACUUAAACAUACCUAUAAUGUUAAUUAAGGAUAUUGACUUGGCUACUUUACAUGUUAAUCUCUUGUGACCAUGAAUCUAGGUAUAAUUUAAGCCAGAACUGCUGAUUAUUGUUAAUGUAAUGUAUUCUUUAUAGUUAAUAAUUACAUUAUGAGCUACUAUAGAUAUUUUCUUUAAUAGUAUUUGGUGAGGGCAAUGUUGUGAUAUGACUUUAGACAUAAAAACGUAAAUAUGCACGACAGACCGUAGACGUGAGCUCCCAGGGGGCGGCGCACAAUUCGGCUAGUGCCGCCUGGGGGGGGGGGGGGCUUAGGUCAGCCAGGGUGUCCUCUGCUCACCAGCGACCCCUGUAGUCUGGCCGGGCGCCUGCAGGCUUGCCUGUAAGCUGCCCAGAGCUGCGUUGUCCUCCAACGCUGUAGCUCUGGGUGGCUGCACGGUGAGUCUGCAGUGUAUAAAGAAGCAGUCAGCUGACGGCACACACUUCAGAAGACAGCAUGUGUUCGUCUUCACCGCUCCCGAGUCAGCGCAGGGAUGGUAACGGUGAGCUGAGCCUAAAAAUAAAAAUUGUGAGAAAUUGUGAGACAAUAAUAAAAUAAUUGGUGAUGACUAAAUUAAAAAAAAAAAAAAAAAAGUAUUUUUCUUUUUCUUUCUAAAUACACUGCUGUGCAAAAGUCUUGGACACUGUAAAUGUGAUGGAUUCACUACUACAACACUUCAUAUUAGCUGUUCAUGUCUAGUUUACUUUGAGUUGUUGUGAUCACAGCUGAUUCUAAUCAAUGUGAAUUAAAGAUUGCUGAACAACAAGCUUUGUUUCUUUUCACCCAAACUAAGCUCUAUCAGUCAGAGUUGUUAUAAUCGUGGAAAACACUAGUGGAGGCUUUGAGUAAAUUGUUGAUGCUCAGAACAUCCAUAUAUAACUCCUGAAUGUGCCCAAGACUUUUGCACAACAGUGUAUUUGCCAGUAAUUUUCUGUGGUCUUAAUGUUUUAAAAUAAAGAUCAAUUGUGUGGUGAUUUAUAUGCAGUCUUUUUUCUAAUACAGCUAUGGCCAAAAGUGUUGCAUCCCCCUAUACACCCUAUAGAUAUUGAAUAACCGCUUUGUAGUUUUCCAUAUACUUGAAAAACUGACAACAAUUGAAAACAAUGUGACAUGCUACUGUACUGCUAUUAAGGCUUCUGGUAGACUUGUUUUUGUGAAAUAAUUUUGUAGUUUAUUUGAUUACACAAUGUUAAAUGAAAGAUCUGAAUUAUGUUCAUAUAGCAUUUUUAAUUAUAUAUAUAUAUAUAUAUAUAUAUUUUAUAAUAUUGAAAAUUCUAGGUGAUGCUAAACAUUUGUCCGAGCUGUACAUAUAAAUCAGCACUGCCAUUAAAAUAGAAUGUUAAAGCUUUAUAUAUUGUGUAUCAAUUGCAUCCUAUAAGACAGUGUGAAGUGUAGAUGAUGCUAUUAAAAGAGAACACCUUUACACAUUUCACUAUUCAGAAGCCACUAAUAAACUUUCCAUUGGUUUCACACUGAACUGUUGUGAAGUGUUUUUUCUUUAUUGCUUUGGUGCUCGGCUCCACCAUUAAUCUAUUAAUCCAAACAGCAUGCAGAUUUAUUUAGAUUGGACCAGGAGCAAUGGAUCCUCAAACAGGUUUGGACUGUGCAGGUAUGUCAUGCGUGCAGAAAUGGUAAAAACAACAAACAAAAUCCAUCAUUAUCGUAAAACAUUAUGGUCAAAGAAAAUGUUUAGACAAAAUACUACUACAGGAUUUGUGGAUUUGUGGCACACUCUACAACCCGGUUUCUCAGAGACGUCGGAUUCAGUGGCCAAGAGCUGCGUCGCACAGUGAAGAACUUAUCUGAAGCAGCAGAGAGGAGCAGCAACUGGCUGUGGUUGAGACGGAAAGAUUCUGGCUGGGGACAGGUAAGUAAGCUGGGCUGAGUUGAGUGGGGGACGGAGGGGGGUGAUGCUGGGACGCCAGAAUCACCGUCGAGCCCUCUUGAGGUGUCGUGGGCUAGUCGACGAAACACUGAGGAUGGAAGGUGCCCACUUGAAAACCCCAGAGAUGUACCCUACUUAGCUCAAUCCAGACGGUUGUCAUGCUGAUGCGCUGGGGAGGCCGCACUUUGGUUGAUCCCCGGAGCCAGCAUCGCAGCCGUUGUGUGUGCUGAUGCGCCAGGGAGGCAAAAUAAGCUGAUCCCUGGAGCCAGCAUUACACUUCAGCCAUUAACACCAGACAGAAGGAUAUCUACAUCAUCAUAUGGAAGGAAACGUAAAUGGAUGGAGACACAUAUGGAUCACAUUAGUUUACUGUAAAGCUACGUCUUAGUUGGUGCUUAUCUUGGCGAGAGCCGAGUUCAAAUCAGCAUGAAGUUUUAACAUCUACUCUCGUGUAAUGGAAAUCAAAUCAGGGUGCUUCAUGUGGACAGCCUUUGGAAACACAUUUAGAAGCACAGUGCUGGAGUUUGAUUACUAUAAUAUGUAUUUGUGUAUUUUUAGUGGAAUGAAGGUAAAAUGAUGCAAACAGAACAUGUAACAAUAAUAAUCCCUGUUUAUUAACUUUAGUUUAAAGACAUUUAAUAGAGAAGUGUAAGGUACUGCACGCAGGCAAUAAAAAUGUGCAUUAUAAAUAUCAUAUGGGAGAUAGUGAAAUUGAAGAAGGAAUCUAUGAAAAAGACCUAGGAGUUUAUGUUGACUCAGAAAUGUCUUCAUAUAGACAAUGUGGGGAAGCUAUAAAAAAGGCCAACAAGAUGCUCGGAUAUAUUAUGAAAAGUGUUGAAUUUAAAUCAAGGAAAGUAAUGUUAUACCUUUACAAUGCAUUUGUAAGACCUCAUCUAGAAUAUUGUUUUCAGUUCUGGUCACCUCGUUACCAAAAGGAUAUUGCUGCUCUAGAAAGAGUGCAAAGAAGAGCGACCAGAAUUAUCCCGGGUUUAAAAGGCAUGUCGUAUGCAGAAAGGCUAAAAGAAUUGAAUCUAUUCAUUCUUGAACAAAGAAGACUAAGCGGUGAUCUAAUUGAAGCAUUCAAACUCAUAAAAGGUAUUGACAAUGUCAAACCAGGAGACUUUUUUACCUAAAAAAAGAAACAAAGACCAGGGGUCACAAAUGGAGAUUAGAUAAAGGGGCAGGUAAAGGUAAGGAGGCUGUGUGGUCCAGUGGUUAAAGAAAAGGGCUUGUAACCAGGAGGUCCCACCUCAGCCACUGACUCAUUGUGUGACCCUGAGCAAGUCACUUAACCUCCUUAUGUUCCAUCUUUCGGGUGGGACGUAAUUGUAAGUGACUCUGCAGCUGAUGCAUAGUUCGCACACCCUAGUCUCUGUAAGUCGCCUUGGAUAAAGGCGUCUGCUAAAUAAACUACUAAUAAUAAUAAUAGUAAUAAUAAAAAUAAUAAUAAUAAUUCAGGACAGAAAAUAGGCACUUUUUUACACAGAGAAUUGUGAGGGUCUGGAACGAACUCCCCAGUAAUGUUGAAGCUGACACCCUGGGAUCCUUCAAGAAGCUGCUUGAUGAGAUUCUGGGAUCAAUAAGCUACAAACAACCAAACAAGCAAGGUGGGCCGAAUGGCCUCCUCUCGUUUGUAAACUUUCUUAUGUUCUUAACUAAAUCUUAAAUCUCUUAUCUAGAUUUAACAUUUAGCUAAAUAUUUAACUGGCUAGCUAAAUCUCUAAAAAUGAUUUAACUAAAUAUUUAACUAAAUGUUAAAUCUUUUAACAAGAUUUAACAUUUCGCUAAAUAUUUAACUGGACAGCUAAAUCUGGAGAUUGUAUGCAAAUGAGCCAAUCAAAUUGUGAGAAAGCACAAAGUGGGCAGAGCUCAUUUGCAUACAAACUCUAGAUUUAGCUGGGCAGUUACAGUUUUUCUCGAUUGCUAAGACACUUUUAAUGAAACUGGGGUCCACUUGACCACCACUAAAACCCGAAUGAGCAAAACAGUAACUUUUCUUGCAAUACAGUAAGUCAUUUCUCAUUGUUUCCACACAAAAUGCAAAUGUUAAGCACUUUUUUGCAAAACAGUACACACAAUUUCAUACAGAUGACACAAAAAUCAAUUAAGUCAAUGUGAUAGAGAGAGAAAGGGUCGAUACUGCAAGUCUCCCUCCCAACCAGAAAGGGCCCUGUGUAAGAGUGAAGGUACGCUGCCUCCUAGAUGUGCCACCUUGAUGGUAGGUGGAAGCUGGCAGGUAACCAGACUAGGAGGGGCACGUGGUUACAAGUACUCAGGACAAAUCCAUUUGCAAUCAGUCGCGGGGCAGCUCUCCAUUGGAGAAACCAGGCGACGCGCUGAUUGCAGGGAGGAGGUCUGAGGUACAAAGGGGAAGUAGCUGCGUUAAACCUACUCUUGCGCUGAGAAGACUGAGCGAGCAGCUGGAGCUCUGUUUUGUUACUGUUGUCUAUUUGUGUGUUUUCAGAAGCAGAGUAGGAGCGUCUGGACUGCAGCCAUGGAGCCAGUCCACGUCACGGAGCACUCCCUUCCCUUCACCGACACCAGCACACCCCUCGUGGAUUUCAGAGCACUUUGUGCACUGGACACUUGGGCACUUUGUUAUAGACACUUUCUGUUUGUUUUGUAUUUUUGUGUGGAUUGUAAAACCCCUGUGUUUCCCCCAAUACCAUCGCUGGUAAAGGGGGCGUUUAAAAUCAUUAAACGCAGGUUUUUUGGGAGAACUGCUGUCUCGGGACUGUUUAUUGUGCACUACAUCACUCUCCUUGGUCACAGUCAACCAAAACAGAAGUAUUUGGUCUCAGCUGAUAGAAAUUGCUCCCAUAAUUGUGAAUCUCUUCUGCACGUGUGAUCGUAAUCAUCAAAACAUUAUUUUUUUUCACAAAUUUCUUUACAGAAUUCAAAGACAACCCCGUGCUGGUGGCAGGGGUUAAGUCUUUACUGCGGAGCAGGGAGUUGCCAUAGUGGAUAUGGUUGUUGCCAACAAUGCCAUUCGUUUACGAGAAAUCCAGACAGCAAUCAUUUAGGACCACAAUAUUUUUGCCAAUAUCAACAAUAAUAAUGGAGCUCGAAGCCAACGAAACUUCACAAAUCUUCAUAUAUGUGGAUGAAGCCGAUUCAACCUGUCAAAAGUAAGGAGACAUGGAAGGAACAUCAUUGGUCAAAGAGCCACUGUAAAUCUGCCAGGCCAAAGGGGGGCCAACAUAACCAUGUGUGCCGCAAUCUCCAGUGAGGGUGUUCUUACCCACAUUCCCACAAUCGGGCCAUACAACACAGAGCGUCUAAUUACAUUCCUUGAUGUGCUGUAUCAGAGAAUUGUGCCAUCAGAAGAGAGAGGGCAGGUGAGGCCUGAUAUGUCACACUUUGUAAACGUAUGGGACAAUGUUGCAUUCCAUCACUCCCGUCAGGUCACUGAAUGGUUUGCAACCCACCCACGUGUGAUGAUGCAAUUUCUCCCCCCAUACUCGCCAUUUCUUAAUCCUACUGAGGAAUUAUUUUCUUUGUGGAGGUGGAAGGUAUAUGACCAGCAUCCACAUGGCCAGAUGUCCCUCCUUGAUGCCAUGAAUGCUGGCUGUCUGGCAAUCACAGCUGAGGAUUGUCAAGGGUGGAUGCACCACUGCAGGAGAUUUUUUCCUCAUUGCAUUGCGAGCGUAAACAUCCGAUGCGAUGUCAACAUGUGGCCUGAUCGUCUAGAAAGAAUAGACUGAAAGUGCAGUGUACAGUAAUAUAUUUGUUUUGCCUUUUUGACCUUGCUUUGUUUUCACAGAGAUACUUUGUUUUUCAUCAUCAGCUUGGUAUAUUUUAUUUUGUUCUCUGUACAGCAUCAUUCAAUUUGUAAAAAAAAAACAAUUGAAUAAAGUAAAGCAUUUUGUUGCAGUUCUUGCUCUUCAGUGAAAUUCUUUCUGCUUUGGUCUUCUUUGGUAAAAAUCCUUUUAGGAAACAAGAAUACAGCCCAUGUUGUGGUAAAAUGUUUACUUGCCUUUACAUAUUAUAAUUAUAGUAUCUGUGGUACACACACUCAAAAAAAGGUAGCCAUGUUAGGGUAUAUUGAGAGUUGUAGUUAGUAUUUAUUGGGCCAUUGUGUAGUGAUUGAUAGAAAGAACUUUCUGUGAGAUGACAAGUUGUGCUGUUUUGGUACUUAUUUGAUUUUGUGACAUGUAUUCAAUGUUUUGGGUGUCAGUGCAUUUUGCAUAUGAUAUGCAUUAUUUUGACAAACACGAUUUUGUUUUGGGGGCUGUGUUAACUGUUUUGCAAAAGUGACUUCUGUUUGGAGAAAUGUGCUCAAGCAAUCGAGAAAAACUGUAACAUAAUUGAUCUAAUUAUUUGUUCAUUUGGACAUAUUUCAUAUUUUUCAAGGUAUUUUACAGUUGAUGAUUUAAAAAAUACACUUGAUUCAAGGUACACAAGCUAUGAAACAUUUUGAGACCUGGAGAGAAGUGUUAAUUUGUCCAAUUAAUCAAAUAAUUAGACCAAUUAAGUGAUUAAGAGCUCGGGUGGAACAAAAGCCAGAAGACACUGCGUCCCCCCAGGAACUGAGUUUGACACCCCUGCUCUAGAUGAAGACAUUUUUGAGUCAACAUAAACUCCUGGGUCUUUUUCAUCGAUUCCUUCUUCAAUUUCAGUAUUUCUCAUAUGAUAUUUAUAAUGCAGAUUUUUAUUGCCUGUGUGCAGUACUUUACACUUUUCUCUAUUAAAUGUCAUUUGCCAUGUGUCUGCCCAGUUCUCAAUGCUGUCUAGAUCAUUUUGAAUGACCUUUGCUGCUGCACGCAGGCAAUACAUUUCUCCCCCCUUCCUUUCUAUAUUGGUUAAUUGUGGGCUGUAUGUUUUUUUUUUUAACAUCACUGAGUCCAUUGUCCCUGUGCAACCACAAU
Molecule: messenger RNA, 10812 nt
Organism: Acipenser ruthenus (sterlet)
Lineage: Eukaryota; Metazoa; Chordata; Actinopteri; Acipenseriformes; Acipenseridae
Product: zinc finger protein 501-like
Exons: 4
Coding region: 381-1568 (395 amino acids)
Biological process (GO): regulation of transcription by RNA polymerase II
Cellular component (GO): nucleus
Molecular function (GO): RNA polymerase II transcription regulatory region sequence-specific DNA binding; DNA-binding transcription factor activity, RNA polymerase II-specific
Source: RefSeq, a predicted model, not a curated record